AUGGCUUCGCCGGCCAAUCCAAGAUCCCCACUCCAGCGCCUCGCCACCUUCAAGACCGCCGCCACGCCCACUCCCACCGCCGUCUCCGCCACUCCAACCCCCUUCUCUUCCUCACCAUCAUCCCACUUGGACACUUUCGCCUCCGACGCGAUCUUCUCCGCUUUCCUCUCCCCGGACUUCAAUCCCACUCAAUUUUCCUCCGCCGCCCUCUCCUCCGGCUCCGCCGCCUCGAGGAUCGAGAAACUCCAGGAGGGCCUCCGCCUCCUCGACACCCAGCUGCGCCAUGAGGUCCUCUCGCGCCACCACGAGCUCCUCGAUCAGCUCUCUUCCGUCAAGCUCGCCGAGUCCUCCCUCUCCUCCCUCCGAUCCUCUCUCUCCUCGCUCCAGUCAUCCGUCCGCCGGGCCCGCGCCGAGCUCUCGGAGCCCCAUCGGGCCAUCGAAGUUCAGACCCGUCAGCUUAACAAUCUACACUCCACCUCAUUAUUGCUUCAGUACUCCAUCCGCGCUCUCCGUCUCAUCCAGAAGCUGAGGAACCUCGUAGAAUCACAGUCUGAUUCAUCGAAAUGGGAUCUAUCCAAGGCAGCGCAGCUCCAUUUCGAGAUUUUGACCCUUUACAACGACUACCAUUUGUCUGGUAUUGAUGUGGUGGACACGGAAUUGAAAUGGGUCACAGAGAUCGGAUCCAAGAUCCGAGAAGAGGGGAUGAAGGUGUUGGAAAAGGGUCUCGAGAGUUUGAACCAACCGGAAGUUGGAUUGGGUUUGCAGGUGUUUUAUAACAUGGGGGAAUUGAGGGGCACUGUGGAUGGGCUAGUGAGCAAGUACAAGCAAAUAGGCGUGAAGAGUGUGAAUACUGCUCUGGAUAUGAAGGCAGUCUCGGGUGGUGGGUAUGGAAGUGGAGGGCCUGGCGGGGUGCAGCGACACGGGACCCCGCAGAUUGGGAGUGGGGCCAAGGCAAGGGAAGCUCUUUGGCAAAGGAUGAGUGGUUGUAUGGAUCAAUUGCAUUUGGUCUUGCUAGCAGUUUGGCAUUUGCAGAGGGUGUUGUCCAAGAAGAGAGAUCCAUUCACGCAUGUUCUUUUGCUAGAUGAAGUGAUGCAGUCUUUAGAAGUUUCUGAGGUGAUAUUUUGCCUAGCAUCAAAUUUUCUGGCUAAAGCACUGCAAAAUGUACUAGUGAGUCGAUGGGGUUUUUUGUCGGGUAUAGUAUGCUUUGGCUCCUUUGAGUAUGCUUUCGCUCCUUUGAGUGACCACCACAUAACGUUAGAGGUUCCCAGUACUCAGUCUCCAUGCCUCUUCUAUAAUUCAACUGAGAGGAGCAGUUGUGUAUUUUAUCUCCCAAUCUUAUAUCGUGUUUGGGAUGCUUUGACAAAAUCUUUUGCAAGCCAAAUGAAAUCUGUUUUCACAGCAUCAAGCUUUGUCAAAGAGAUAUUUACAAGUGGUUAUCCAAAACUGGUCAUGAUGAUUGAGAAUCUUCUUGAAAGAAUCUCACGCGAUACUGAUGUCAAAGGAGUUCCACCAGCUCUCAGUUCACAAGGAAAGGAACAAAUGGUAGCUUCGAUUGAGAUCUUCCAGAACGCGUUUUUAGGCCUUUGCUUAAAUAGACUGUCGGAUCUUGUGAACUCCGUGUUUUCAACGUCAAGCCGUGGAGGUGUUCCCUCUAAAGAGCAUAUUGCAAGGAUUACAUCCCGAAUUCAGGAAGAAGUUGAAGCUGUGCAGCAGGAUGGGCGUUUGACUCUCCUUGUCUUGCGUGAAAUCAACAAAGUUCUAAUUCUACUUGCACAAAGAGUUGAAUACCAGAUAUCAACCGGGCCCGAAGCCCGCCAGAUAACUGGCCCUGCAACUCCAGCACAGGUAAAAAACUUCACUUUGUACCAACAUCUCCAAGAAAUCCACACACGCAUCACGUCCAUGCUAGCCGGAUUACCCACUGUAGCCUCAGAUGUCUUAUCCCCAGCUCUUGGCGCCAUACAUGGGGUCGCUGUUGAUUCCGUGACCUCUUUAUUUCAAGCCAUGCUCGAACGUCUCGAGUCAUGCAUCUUGCAGAUUCACGAUCAGAAUUUCGGCACACUUGGCCUGGAUGCUGCCAUGGACAGCAAUGCAUCACCUUACAUGGAAGAAUUGCAAAAGAACAUUAUCCACUUCAGGGCCGAGUUCCUGUCCAGGCUUUUACCGUCCUCUGGAGCCAUCUCCACUGGAAUCGAAACCAUAUGUACGAGGCUAGUGAGGAGCAUGGCUUCUCGGGUUUUGACUUUCUUUUUGAGGCAUGCCUCACUCGUUCGGCCACUUUCCGAAUCAGGAAAGCUGAGGAUGGCACGGGACAUGGCCGAACUCGAAUUGGUUGUUGCUCAGAAUUUGUUCCCUGUGGAGCAGCUCGGCGGGCCUUACCGUGCACUUCGGGCUUUUCGGCCCGUCAUUUUCCUGGAGACGUCUCAGCUGGGCUCGUCCCCGCUUCUUCAGGAUCUCCCGCCUAGCGUCGUGCUUCACCAUAUAUAUUCGCGUGGGCCCGAGGAUCUUCAGUCGCCUCUGCAGAGGAACAAACUCACGCCCUUACAGUAUUCACUGUGGAUGGACUCUCAGGGUGAAGAUCAGAUAUGGAAAGGAGUGAAGGCCACUUUGGAUGAUUAUGCCGCGAAAGUUGGGGCAAGAGGGGACAAGGAAUUUAGCCCUGUCUAUCCUCUGAUGAUGAAAGUGGGGGCUUCUAUAACACAAAAUGGG
Molecule: messenger RNA, 2709 nt
Organism: Striga asiatica
Lineage: Eukaryota; Viridiplantae; Streptophyta; Magnoliopsida; Lamiales; Orobanchaceae
Source: the annotation of a GenBank genome assembly